AUGCUUUCCGAGGAAAAACGGGGGAGAAGGGGCGACAGAUACAUCGAGAGCCAGCUUCACGACGGGAGAAAGGAAACUGCGGAGGAAGCAAGUGACAGAAAACCCAGAAAAACGGGCAAACGAACAAAGACGAGAUGUGUGCAGUGUCGAACACCGCCGAAAAGGGGAAAACCGACAAAAGGUGGCGGACAGGAAAACAAGAACAUCCGACAAUCAAGAAACCGCACGAGUGUAUUGACACCUGGAAAACAGAAAACAUGUCUUUCAAAACCAUCUGGCAAUCGCCUCUUGAAGAAUCCUAUCCGAGGGACGGUUGAACGCGUAAAGAACACGCGUUUUUUCAUGCUGUGUGUCUCCUCUGCAUGCGUUUUUCUGCGUUCUCUCACAAAUCUCCUUCUCCACUCUAGAGAUAAACUCCUGCAAAUUCUUUCUGCUCUCCUCUCUUUUCUUUCUUCACUCAACGGGGAGGUUACGUUCUCUCAACUCUCACUUUUCUCCGUUCGGCUCCACUGUUCUUGUCCUCGCUGUCUCCCAUGAUCCACUGUCGAGACACCGCGAAAGUCCCGCCCUUGACUUUGUCUGCAUGCGUCCAGAGACCUUGAAGAACAAUCGAUAUCCUCUUUCUCGGCACGUGGAGUCUGUUGGGGAAGUAGAAAGAUAUGCGAUGCAGAUUCUUUCUCCAUGAUGCAUCGCCCCCGCGUUGUUCUCAUCGUGCAUGCAGUCUAACAAUACGUAGGAGAACGGCCUGGAGAGACAAGUCCUUUCGCAGAUUCCCUAACCACCCAAUUUGCAGUACACUGAGUGGUGUAGAAAACGAUUCUCUCCCCUUGUCUGUUUUUCU
Molecule: messenger RNA, 841 nt
Organism: Toxoplasma gondii ME49
Lineage: Eukaryota; Apicomplexa; Conoidasida; Eucoccidiorida; Sarcocystidae
Exons: 1
Coding region: 1-537 (178 amino acids)
Source: RefSeq, a predicted model, not a curated record